GUGGUCGACGCGGUCGCUGUGGUGGCGUGACCUCCACGUGAGCGAGAAGCGUGCAAUGUCUUGUUAAGUGGCCGGAAAAUCGGAACGCAACGAUGAGCGAGCCUCCUGACCGACAGAAGGUGAUCGAAAAGUACCUCCAAGGUUUACGUCAUGACGACGGCUACUCUCAUGGCUACCUGAAGUCAGACGAAGAGCUAAAGCUUUUUGAGAGGUCCCUGGCUGCCGUCAACGAGAGGUAUGCUGUGCGGACAUCAAGAGACCUGAGCAAGUCGUCUAAAUCCAAUGUCGUCUUCUCCAUGAUCCACUGUGGAUCUCGAAUCUCUGUGGACAAUGUGCCGUUCCGAGUUGUCAAGGAAACGGUCAAAGUGUGCAUAUUUGGAACGGAGUACCACAAGAAAACUCAGAAGAAAAAAAAGAACAGAGUUCAAGUACCACUGACUGGCAGAAGAAGGCGUACGAGAAGAAGCGGGUGAACCUCCAAGGCACAAAGAGGAAGGGGUGUGCAGCAACAAUGAAUUUGAACUGGAUUGAGUUGUACCCAGAUAUCCAGAUAUGUAUACUUUGACGGUUUCCUUGACAACUGGAAACGGCACAUUGUCCAGAGGGAUUCGAGAUCUGCAGUGGAUCACGGAGAAGGCGACAUUGGCUGAAAAUAAACAAUAAAGAGGAUUUAAUGAAGGCA
Rhipicephalus microplus (southern cattle tick) is the source of this 682-nucleotide messenger RNA. RefSeq lists its product as uncharacterized. Gene Ontology annotation, molecular function: DNA-binding transcription factor activity. The record is from RefSeq and is a predicted model, not a curated record. NCBI's taxonomy places the organism in Eukaryota, Metazoa, Arthropoda, Arachnida, Ixodida, Ixodidae.